Molecule: messenger RNA, 499 nt
Organism: Batrachochytrium dendrobatidis JAM81
Lineage: Eukaryota; Fungi; Chytridiomycota; Chytridiomycetes; Rhizophydiales
Product: DNA-directed RNA polymerase II subunit RPB4
Exons: 5
Coding region: 37-453 (138 amino acids)
Biological process (GO): transcription initiation at RNA polymerase II promoter
Cellular component (GO): RNA polymerase II, core complex
Molecular function (GO): translation initiation factor binding; nucleotide binding
Source: RefSeq, a predicted model, not a curated record
CAGUCGGCUGAGUUUUAUAUCAUUUACAUCUAUAAAAUGUCUGUUGCACGGAGGAGACAUGCUUUGGAAGAGGAGGAUGCCAACCUUUCAAAAUUUGGACCAGAAUUUCAGGAUGUGCAGUGUUUGUUGAUUUCAGAAGUUCGAGUGCUUCUUGAAGUAGCAAAGGAUCGCAAGCGUAAAGAGUCGGGCGAUGGAAGUAUUUCAGAUAUCAUGCAAAAGACAAUCGACUAUUGCCAGCAAUUUUCAAGAUUCACCAACAAACAGACCGUCAAGGAAAUUCGCAAUUUGUUUCCAGACGACCAGUUUCAUCAGUUUGAAAUGGCUCAAUUGGCUAAUCUGUGCUGUGAAACUGCCGAAGAAGCCAAAGUUCUUAUUCCUAGCUUGUCUACAAAACACGAUGAUGAACUGCAAAACUUGCUUAAUGACCUGCAGGCACUACGCAAAUUCCAAUGAAAUUGGAUUUUAAUAAAAACGAACAAGAUCUACAUUUCAUCACAUC